This is a messenger RNA of Talaromyces amestolkiae, 549 nucleotides long. RefSeq lists its product as uncharacterized. Lineage: Eukaryota; Fungi; Ascomycota; Eurotiomycetes; Eurotiales; Trichocomaceae. The transcript has a single exon. The record is from RefSeq and is a predicted model, not a curated record. Bases 1 to 549 code for a protein of 182 amino acids.
AUGGGAAGGACUAGCUCGUCCACCACUACGGUACGGGCGGCAACGGUUGCAAGGGCGGGACGCGCAGAUAUAUUCAUGAGUAUUAAGCCGGAACAUAUCAACAAUAUCGCUACCCGCGCGAAGAACCAUGAAUACCGUCGCUAUAUUCUCCCGUCGAGCGUCCGCCGCAUCUGGUUCUACACCACUGCUCCCUUCUCCCGAGUCGAAUACGUUGCCAGAAUCUCACGCGGUAAAAUACCAGGGGAGGUUCCAGAAGAUGGUGGUAUUGGCAAUGAGGACUUCAACGCAGGGAGGGAGUUAUCGGAGUAUGGAUACGAAAUUCUAGAUCUUUGGAAGCUGAAGCAGCCGAUCAGCCUGAAGCUAGCCGUUAGCAAAGGUUAUAUGAAAGGUCCCCCGCAAAAAUACUGUCGGGUUCCACUCUCACUUUUAGAGAGUUGUCCACUGGACAGGCAAGAUCACAUCAUUUCAGCAUCAAACAAGUACCCAGUCGAGAGGAAGCAAUCUCAAUCAGCGGAGGCACCCCAGCCAUCACCUAAGUCAACAGAGUGA